UUUCAAUAUUCACAUUGUUAUCAAUUAAAUGUCCUUGAUGCGAAUAUAGGUGUUUGCGUUGAGACACCUCUUAAUAUACCAGUGAUUACAACUUAUGGCAACAAAACUUACUAUUUUGAAGUUAAUAAGUUGAACUGGCAUAAUGCUUAUCUAGCUUGUAAGCAAUACAAUAUGGAAUUGAUAAGUAUUGAUUCGGAUGAAGAAUUUGAUUAUAUACGUGAAAUUAUCACCAGUUUAACUGCUACUAAUAAGGUAAGCGUCUGGACUUCUGGCAAUGAUUUCGGAACUGAAGGUGAAUUUAAGUGAAUGAGCAAUGGUCGCAGAGUUUAUUCCAGCCGUUGGCACAAUGGGCAACCAGACAAUGCUGGUGGUAUAGAAGAUUGUAUCCAUUUGUGGUAUCAUAACAAUAUAUAUUUACUUAAUGAUUCCAACUGCUUUUACGAUAUGCCAUUAAUUUGUCAAAGCAUAAAGAAACCCUCUUGUAGCUGUCAGCAGAGCUGUUGAUGUUAACACAAAAAUCUUGUAAUAUAAAUUUCUUUUAUCUGAAACAUGUCUAUAGCUAUAUCAUAUUUAUUAUAAUAGUUAACUGGCAAUUGAACAAUUGUGCACAUUAAUUUUUAAAUUCUAGAGUGUGCUUUUUUUGUCAACAUUUAACAAUUGCACAAAGAAUUUACUGUAUUUAACAAU
This is a messenger RNA of Nicrophorus vespilloides, 687 nucleotides long. RefSeq names its product C-type lectin 37Da-like. The annotation marks the transcript as partial. The record is from RefSeq and is a predicted model, not a curated record. NCBI's taxonomy places the organism in Eukaryota, Metazoa, Arthropoda, Insecta, Coleoptera, Silphidae. The transcript is spliced from 4 exons.